AUUAGCUUUGCCGCGAUACCUUGGCAGCACCUUGGUCAGUCAACUGUACCAGCUGCGCCAGUUAUUGAGGAAACUGGUGUUGGUAUUACUCGUUAGAUUUACAGUCCGUGACACAAAACAACAUACGCCGCACGUUUGCAGCCAUUUGGCUGGGAAAUUUGUCAAUCUAAGUGGUGAAAUCGAUACUUUUGCAUCCGGUUAAACAUCCACCACGUGGUGGGGAACAUGUUGCCCCGCGUCCCAUACUGUUGUGUGCAUUAUGGUAUAUUUUGGAUGCAAUAUUUAUCUCUGCUUUUCUCGUUUUGCGGUACACCUUGUUUUAAGUGUCUGCGACUGAAAGCUGGUUGUUUUGCUGUCUUUACGUUCGUCUUGGAACGUUACUUUGGCAGCGAACGUGCUUGUGUCGUGUGCUAAAAUUAGCCUAGCUUGGAAAAGUGGUGCGCUACAUUUUCUGAUCGCCCGUGAAUGUAAGCUACAACUCAGUGAGUCAAGUUCCGCUUGACAAAUGUCUCCAAAAUACGGUGUUGUUAUUAUGGACGCCUAGUGUUCUUUGUUGACCGAUGAAAUGACGCGCUUAGCUCGGAACUAGCAGGACGGAGGCAUUGUUCUCCAUGACGCUAGAGGCCUGUGUUUCCAGUGAACUCUGCUGUGCGCCCCCAAUCGUCACCCCCUGGCCAACAUCCCUCUGAGUCCAGAGACAGCCCAGGAUCAGGAAAGAAGAAUCCGCCGUGAGAUCGCCAACAGCAAUGAGCGCCGGCGAAUGCAGAGCAUCAAUGCAGGCUUCCAGUCUCUGAAAACACUCCUGCCCCAUGCUGAUGGAGAAAAGCUCAGCAAGGCGGCCAUCCUGCAGCAAACCUCAGAUUACAUCUUCACAUUGGAGCAGGAAAAAACACAGCUCCUAGCACAGAACAACCAGCUGAAACGUUUCAUUCAGGAGUUCAGCGGCUCAUCUCCAAAGAGGAGGCGAGCAGAGGAGAAAGAUGAAGGGAUCGGGUCUCCAGACACGUUAGAGGAGGAGAAGGUAGAAGAGCUGAGGAGGGAAAUGUUGGAGCUGCGACAGCAACUGGACAAGGAGCGAUCGGCACGCAUGCAGCUGGAAGAGCAGGUUCGCUCUCUGGACACACAGCUGCACCCUGAACGUCUCAAGGUGAUCACCCAGCAGGUAGAGGAGGAGCAGGCGCUCAUUCAGAGUCAGACACUAUUGAGACUAAAGCAGAUCCAAACUGCUGAUAGACAAACACACAGUCCAAAGGUGCUGCCUCUCCCUACUCCCACCCAUCACCCCACAGUCAUUGUCCCAGCUCCAACACUAAACCAACAGGCCCACCAUCAUGUCACUGUGGUCACCAUGAGCCCUUCAGUCCACACCAACACUUUGUCCACGUCCAGGCAGAACCUGGACACUAUUGUGCAGGCCAUCCAGCACAUCGAACGCACUCAGGAGAGGAGAGCCAGUGCUGAGGAGGAGCAGAGACGAGUGGUCAUUGUUAGCCCCGCCCACGCCGCCAUGGACAUGGCAUGCUCAGACACAGACACCGACACAGAAGGAGAGGACUGCUCCAUGAACUGAUCAAGCAACGCACACACACACACACACACUAACACAUUAAUGCCUACUCACUGUAAGAUUCCCUCCAGCAGCUUGACUACUUUUUAAAAGACAACCUUUCUCUGGCAUUACCCAAAACUCAGAAAUCCAGUGGUUAAGCUCAGUGUUAAUCUUGUACUGUAAAACCUUUUAACAUUGAAAACAGGGGAGGGGCUGUCAGUGUGCACAGAAGGCCUCAUGGGAUUUCUAAAGGCUGUUUUAUACUGUCUGAGCUGGUUGUCCUCUACUUGAAAAUCUAAGGUUUCGCCUCAUGCAAACCCCUGUGGGCUUCAGUCUGUCCUUCAUUGGUUUAACGUGUACCGCAAAGAGUCUCAGUAUCAAAUGUCUUGUCAAUUACACACUGACAGUAUUAUAAAUGGGAGGAUUUAGUGUAAUGGUUGAACCGAGUGUAACAACACCCUCAACAAGCGGCUCCUGACAGCGAGCAGAGACGUGACAGUGCGUUAAAUUCCUUCCGAGUCUCAAUUCGUUUUUCUCUUAAAAAAAAAAAAACGGUGCCCGGGGCAAUGAAACCUUACUCAGGCUACAACUGAGGGCAUUUCUAAAGAUAAAAGCCUGGAGAAUAGGUGCACACUUAAUAGCAAACAUAAAUUCAGUCGACACAAGACAAGCAGUUCUUAUGUACUUGAAACAAAAUGGCAUACUGAUGUAAAUGGCCCCAACAAAAUAAGCUUUUGAACAUUUACAACAAGAAUUAUUGUUUUUUUUUUACCAUUUGUUUUUGUUUCAUUGUUACUGAAUGUUAAAGUUGAACGUGUUGUUAUGCAACUCACUUAGGGCGGUUCGUUAGGAGUUCACAGCAGACAGGUUGAAUUAAUAGACCUUCAAAGGCUCUGCUGUGUUGUUGUUCUGCUUGUGACAGAUGUCGUUGCUCCCUCAACCUAAAACAGGAGAGAAUGCAUCGUCCCGUGUUUGUUAUAUUAUCAUGUUAUCUUUCAUACAAUGUUGUGAAAAACCAAGGCUUGGGCUAAUGAAGCAUGAAGGCUAACAGAGUUCCCACCAGUCUGUCUUGGUCUUGGUUUCUUGACUUCUGUGACUAUGCACUAGAUUUUCCUAUUUAUGCAAACCCGACUCUAACACGUCUAUCUGUGCCAUUAGGGGGAGUUAUCUAUGCACUGUUGCUAAGUGCUGGCUUUACGGCUACAGUGUCUAUGAAACUUGACAUGCUCCUAUAGAAGAAUGUAGUAGUCGCUACUUGUAAUAUGCUCUUUGUCCACAAGGUUUCCCGUGCAGGGGCAAUAACUGGGGCCAAACCCCACACUUAACGUCUUUGAAAUGGGUGAAUUUGUUAUCCAUUGUUUUACACUGCACAGCAACAACAGUGACAUUUAUUUGAUGGUCAAUGGCAGUACUUGAGUGCGUGUGUUCUCACAACAGAAAAAAUGUAAAAAUCUGAGAACCAAGGAUGCUACGCUUUCCUCAACUGGGUCAAACAUGAUCAAUUUGUAUAAAUACACGCUUUAAAUUGACUAAUUCGACUCGGUCAUCAAUCAACAGAGAUAUUCCCAUGCGUUAAAUGCCAGAAAAAGUACUUAAUCAGUGUUCAAGCGAAUGAAAAUUGACUGAACAGACCUUUUUCUCUUGUGUUCUUUACUGUUUUUCUUUUUUUAUAACAAAUGUUAUUAGCUAAAUCUGUCCACCUCAUGUUACGUUGCUUGUAUUGAUCCCGGGAAUUUGACUGGAAAUCCCUGCUUCAAGCGUCUCUCCUGGCAUGCUUCAUACGAUAUGCUGACGUGAUGCUGUAAACAUUCCCUUUGUUUGGAUUUGUAUCUGUCUUUCGAUGUCUGGUGUGUUCUGUUGCCAGUUUGGAUGCAUGUUACUAAUUGCAAUUUCCUCUCAUCUAAAGUGGGUUUUAUUGUAGUAUUUCUUCUUUUCUUGUUUUUUUCUCUUUCUGAUCAUAUGACUGAUUGGUUCAGUUUAAACUGGUCUUCCUGUGAGAUGUUUGAAAAUUCACUGACAUCUUUCUUUGUUUGUUUUUUGUUAGUAUUUUCCAUGGCAAACUAGGGGGCGGGGUCUGUCUUUGUUAUAAGAUUGGAUGGAGUUAAAUUUGGUGU
Molecule: messenger RNA, 3663 nt
Organism: Cynoglossus semilaevis (tongue sole)
Lineage: Eukaryota; Metazoa; Chordata; Actinopteri; Pleuronectiformes; Cynoglossidae
Product: transcription factor AP-4-like
Exons: 7
Coding region: 761-1570 (269 amino acids)
Biological process (GO): regulation of transcription by RNA polymerase II
Cellular component (GO): nucleus
Molecular function (GO): RNA polymerase II cis-regulatory region sequence-specific DNA binding; DNA-binding transcription factor activity, RNA polymerase II-specific; protein dimerization activity
Source: RefSeq, a predicted model, not a curated record